AUGGCCAACGACGAAUAUGAUUUUCUCUUCAAAGGUAACGUUGCCUCGUGCGGAUACCGCAUCCCCCUCCGCGCGACCGCUUUGUGUUCCUCCCCUUCCUCCGCUCCAAAAACUUCCUCUGCGAUACUCGGCGCCCAACUGGUGUUGAUUGGAGACUCCGGUGUCGGUAAAUCUAACCUGUUGAGUCGAUUCACGCGCAACGAGUUCAACCUUGACUCCAAGUCCACGAUCGGUGUCGAAUUUGCAACUCGCUCGAUCCAGGUCGACUCCAAGACUAUCAAGGCGCAGAUCUGGGAUACUGCUGGUCAGGAACGCUACCGUGCGAUUACCUCUGCGUACUACCGUGGCGCCGUGGGUGCCCUCCUCGUCUACGAUAUCAGCAAGCAUCAGACCUACGACAAUGUCAACCGGUGGUUGAAGGAGCUGCGGGACCAUGCCGAUUCCAACAUCGUUAUCAUGCUGGUUGGUAACAAGAGUGAUUUGAGACACCUUCGUGCCGUCCCCACCGAGGAGGCCAAGCAGUUUGCCAGCGAGAACAACCUUUCCUUCAUCGAAACCUCUGCUCUCGAUGCCAGCAACGUCGAGCUGGCGUUCCAGAACAUCCUCACAGAAAUCUACCGCAUCGUUUCCAGCAAGGCCCUCGACAAUGGCGAGGCAGGCUCCAGCCUGCCUGGGAAGGGCCAACCUGUGAUUGACUUCACCCCUCAGGAAAACGACCAGAAGCAGGGCUGCUGCUAG
Molecule: messenger RNA, 738 nt
Organism: Penicillium macrosclerotiorum
Lineage: Eukaryota; Fungi; Ascomycota; Eurotiomycetes; Eurotiales; Aspergillaceae
Product: Rab family GTPase
Exons: 5
Coding region: 1-738 (245 amino acids)
Biological process (GO): exocytosis
Cellular component (GO): recycling endosome
Molecular function (GO): GTP binding; GTPase activity
Source: RefSeq, a predicted model, not a curated record